Molecule: messenger RNA, 1208 nt
Organism: Gadus morhua (Atlantic cod)
Lineage: Eukaryota; Metazoa; Chordata; Actinopteri; Gadiformes; Gadidae
Product: PHD and RING finger domain-containing protein 1
Exons: 7
Coding region: 96-941 (281 amino acids)
Source: RefSeq, a predicted model, not a curated record
AAUGAGGCACCAGCGUUUUCAAAACACGGAAGUAGUUCCAUCCAGCACUAUAAUGCAUUUAGCCGUGGAACAAUAGAUGCGUAAAAGUUUGAAGCAUGGCUGAAGAGGUCUCAUCUGGACCUGGACCCAGACCCGGACCCGGGGCAGUGGAUUCUAACCCUGCACAGAACACGUGUCCGGUGUGCCUGAGCCCCUUCAGCGGACAGAGUGUGGCCACGCUAGAGAACUGCCAGCACGCAUUCUGCCUGACGUGUAUUCUAGAAUGGUCCAAGAUUGCGAACUCCUGUCCAGUGGAUCGGAUCGCCUUUGAGGUCGUCUACCAGAGAUCAUGUCUUGGAGGACCAAUUCAAAAAGAGAUACGGGUGCAGAGACGAAGGCCCGACGAUGGGGAUGGGAGUGAGAGGGUGGCUGUGAACUGUGAGGCGUGCGGCCGGAGUGACCGUAGCCACCUACUACUAGUGUGCACACGCUGUGAUUCAGGGUACCACGUGAACUGCCUGACUCCUCAAGUGUCCCGACCCCCUGGCGCCGUGUGGAGCUGCCCAGACUGUGCAGCCCUCAGUCCCCCCAACUCAGCGUCUGCUAAACGUAAAUGUCUGUCCGGCGCGACAGAGGACGAGCAGGUGAGCGACGAGGAGCUGACGGAGCUGCUGUCGGAGGCGGCGGGCGGCCUGCUGACCCCCAGCCGUCUCAGGCCCUCCACCCUCGGCCAGCCCGGCCGCUCCACGCCCCCACGCACCCGUCACAGCCAGAGGAUCCAGAAUGCAUCUGGGGCCGACGCCAGGCCAGCACCGCCACCCUUCCUGCAUGUACCGAAAUACCUGAUGAGAGCAACGCAACCGGCUGAGUCUGAGAACAGCGCUGCACCCAAUGAUGGGCAGGAAGGAGACACAACAGAGUUGAAUGUACCGCUGGCCUGCCUGUCAACUUGUAAUGCUUAAAUGAUCCAGUAGGGGGCAGCGUGUUGCCCUGAUGUGACGGCGGAACCUCGAACCAGUCCCGCGGCUCUGUAGAGCUGCAGUUUGGUUAAUGGAACCAUUUCACGGUUGCAGAAACAACCUUUGUUGUGACACUUUCACUAACUAGACUGCUGUUUUUGUUCUACCUUUUGUCGUUGCGAAUAUUUAGAAUUUUCUCUGCUCCUUUUGAAAGUUGUUUUUAAUUGAAUUUGAUGAACCAGUCUACAUCAAUACAAACUUUACACACAA